AUGAAGUCAGCCAUCCUUGCCAUUACGACGGCUGCCCUGGCUUCUGCUCUCUCCGAACGGUCGACCAGCGCAAGUCCCCCACAAACUCUGGACCGCGUAUGGUCCGGUGUUAAGCAGAGCGGCAGUGGCUUCACUUCAGUGACAGGCACAUUCACAAUUCCAAAAGGCGGCAAAAGCUUUGGGCCUUCUAUUUGGGUCGGAAUCGAUGGUUCCACCGAAUGUCCCGGACGCGGGCCAUUGCAAACGGGCGUCAGACUCACUGGCAAUGGCACAGCGUUUGGCUGGUUUGAAUGGGUUCCCCUGAGCGCACCGAUGUUUAAGAGCUUGGAAGUCAGUGAGGGAGACGAUAUCAGAAUGACCAUCAACGCCUACGGACCUUCCAGUGGCUCCGCUAUCCUGGACAACCUCAGCACCGGGCAGAGCUGGAUCGUCGAGGACUACAAUAAUUCUGGGGGAAACGAUACCGGCAUCGUGGCGUCUCCCGACUACGGCACCAUCACUAUCCGAGAUGCGUCGGCGCAGGGAUCGACGGGUAAAGUCACUCCUGAGGGCGGCGAACUGAUUGAGCUGUUCGAUACAAGAACCAGCACUGUCUUGUCGCGGUGCUCUGUUGAGAACGAGGAGGUUGUAUGCAUGUAUGUUGGGUCAGCGACUGACAACUAA
Molecule: messenger RNA, 663 nt
Organism: Trichoderma atroviride IMI 206040
Lineage: Eukaryota; Fungi; Ascomycota; Sordariomycetes; Hypocreales; Hypocreaceae
Source: RefSeq, a predicted model, not a curated record